This is a messenger RNA of Cajanus cajan (pigeon pea), 876 nucleotides long. Its product is annotated as zinc finger protein ZAT11. NCBI's taxonomy places the organism in Eukaryota, Viridiplantae, Streptophyta, Magnoliopsida, Fabales, Fabaceae. The record is from RefSeq and is a predicted model, not a curated record.
AUGGAGAAGUGUUCAACACUCUCAAGCUACCAAACCAAGAAGCCUUUAUAAAUACCAAAGCUUUCCGAGUCUCCAAGAGUUCCAUUCCAGUACCUUUUUUCUCAUCUUUUUAUUUCCAUACACAUCCACAUUCCUUUUCACACCUUCAAGCCAUAUAUUUCAAAUUCGUUUUGGUUUUAUUAGUUGUGAUGAAGAGAGAAAGAGAGGUUGAGAACUUAACCAUGGCAAAUUGUUUGAUGUUGCUUUCUCGUGGAAGUGAUCAAUUUGAAGCCACCUAUUCCAACACUUCCAUGAACAACAACAACAACAACCACCGUGUCUUUGAGUGCAAGACAUGCAACAGGCAAUUCCCUUCGUUUCAAGCACUUGGCGGCCACAGGGCUAGUCACAAAAAACCUAGGUUGAUGUCUGGGGACAUGGAUCCUCAAUUGCUUCAUGAUUCACCCCCAAAACCUAAGACACAUGAGUGCUCCAUUUGUGGGUUGGAGUUUGCCAUAGGGCAAGCCUUGGGGGGCCACAUGAGGAGGCAUAGGGCUGCAAAUUUGAAUGGAAUCGCACACAAUUCGACAACUUUGAGUAGUAGCAGCGGUGGUAGUCGCAGUUUUGAUUCUUCAUCAACGAAGAAAGUUGGCGACAAGAAGAUUUUGGUUUUGGAUUUGAAUUUGACACCCUUUGAGAAUGAUUUGGAGAUUUUGAAGAUUGGGAAGCCAACUACUUUGGUUAAUUAUUUUUAUUAAUUGAUAUGUUAAGUACUGUUAAUUAAUUGAACUUAGGGAGGUGUAGUUUGUGUAUCAUAGACAGAUGAAUGUUUUUUUUUUUUUUUUAAUAAUAUGGAUGGUCUAUAUUUGGUUAUCAUAAUGUAACAAAAAUUGUUCA